AUGGCUAGCAACAACGUAUCGAAACCAAACUCCCCGGCAGUUCUGUCCACACCCCCGGACUUCAGAAGCCGCCAUGAUUCUAUCAACUCCAUAUCGACCGCUUCGCAGGCCGACAAGGACCAGCUAGCCCACACUUUGAACAGGAUCCACACGUCGGCAAGCCAGUCCGAUUCUUUGACGACAUUUAACGACUUUGCUCCUCCGCCCUCAUCCCUCCCGGCGACAGAAACGAAGGUUUUGGCAGGAGAACUGGUUCAAAAUGGUCUCAGCGGGCUAUACAGUCGGCUGAAAGAGGCGGUGGGCGCCGUCGGGGCGAGACAGCAAGACCUCGACGACGGUGACAGCUUUGAUGCUGCGUCGAAGCGCAGCACCAGCACCACGGCUACAACCCCGAAAAUACCGAUCGCCUCUCUCGCGCGCGUCGAAACCGCCGCCACCAGCUCCUCAUUCAACUCGGGAACAACGCACGACGGUCCCAUGACAGGAACUUCCUCAUCUGGCAUGAACACUGUCAUGUCCGAUAGCCAGUCACAUCCUCCUCAGUCGUCGAAAGCAACAUCCAUUUCCGCCAUGACGGCGUCCAAGUCGAGCGCUGCCAGCCGGCAGAGUUUGCCCAGCGUGGCCAAGGCCUCAGCGGUCACGGCUAUCAAUCCUGAGGUUGCUCCGGCCACAGCACCAAGAAGCGUAGUCCGCAUGGAGGAUGGUCCUGGUCGGUCAUCCGGGAGGAGAAGCAUAAGCAAACAGCCUGAUCCUCGGCCGUUCGUGAUCGGUUCUGAAAGCUCGCACAAGUUUGAUGUCCUCGAGCUCAAAUCCGGCGCAGCUAUCGAUCGAAGCCAUGGACUAUCCCGGCCCAGACGUGAAGACGCGGUUGUCGACGGUCCUUCAGAUAAGCCCCUGAGCCCGAUCAAGACCAGCGCACCCCAGUUGCCCAAGUUGCAAACCGCGGAUCCCCGGUCUCCUACAUUGUCAACCUCGUCGAUGAUGCUGGCCCCGAAGCGGCCAGCGGUUAUUGAUCGCAUUAGUCGGUCUCGGUCACCUGGCUAUGCCCCGUCAAGAUCUUCCUCCAUGGAACAUGUUACCGCAGAACCCAGUCCCAUCAGUACGACUGCUCACGACUCUGUAUACCAUGACUCCUUCGCCCAUGCUGCUCAGCCCAUACAUGGGAGAACAGGGGCUUUGCGCAUUCCUGGUACAACGACCAACGAAGGCGCCCCUGAACAAGUCAACGCAAGACUUGAUCGAAUGCGGCGUCAGGUUCUGAGUAAAGAAUUCUGGAUGGCUGAUGAAACGUGCAAAGAAUGUUUCAUUUGCGCCCAGCCUUUCUCGGCCUUCAGGAGAAAGCACCAUUGCCGAACCUGCGGCUGCAUCUUUGAUUCAAAAUGCACCUCCAUCAUCCCAGCAUCAAAGUUCGGAAUGACAGGGACUUUGAGAGUCUGCAAGACUUGCCUUAAGGUCAUCAACCAGCGACUCUAUGAAGGGAGCGGCUCUGACGACUCCGGGGAUGACUCAUUUCUGCCAGCUCUUUUUCGUCAAACCAAGGCGACGCCCAAGGUCACGCAGGCAGAGGCUGAGGUUGAAGAACCGAGCUUUGCUGAUCGAAUGGAGGACUUGGGCGACGCAAGAUCUGUUCAGACACCCAUGAUGGCGAUCCCCGCGACCAGAAGAAUCAACGACUCCAACCGAAAUUCGGCCAUUCUGGAAAUUGACGCACCGCAACUCAGUCGCCCGAGCUCCUCGCGUUCUCUAAGGUCAUUGACAUCUGCAAACCGGCCGCAGUCGUCAGGUCACAGGCGGCACCAUUCAAAGCAUCACAACAAUUUUAUGUCAAGGUUCAAGCCAAUGCCAGAUGACAGAGCACCGUUCCGCAAAGGAAUCACUGAGGAGAUGGCUAAGAAACCGAAAUAUCCGGCCUUCCACGACGACAACAUAAUCGAUCCUGAACUGGCUGCCUACAUGUCAGACGAAUCAAGCGGCGACGAACAGAUGAGCAUAUUUGCCACAAUGUCUAAUGCCGAUCUGCAACCGUCGAGCUAUGACCAUGAAAAGUCAAGCUUUGGACCCUUUCUGAGCACGGGAAGGAGACAUCGACUCGGACGAGGAGAGAAGAGCGUCAGUGGUUUGAGCUUCACGAGCCGUGGAAUGGAGGAUAAUGCUGGCUCCGGAAGUCUUAUUGGCCUUGGCCGGCCCGCGAGAAGACGCAAUCUCAGCAACGUGAGCCAUCAGAUGAGGUCUCCACGCCCAAAGUCUGGCAUUUUCAAAGGCCCAUCUGCGUCCAACGAGAACGUUUUCACUAUUGAGAAUCCUGCUAUCGAAGCUACGAAAUUGACUAGGAGCGAUUCGAUGCAAGCGGACAAGCAGCCACAGGUGGAGCUCAAUCCAUCUAGCAUGUUGCAUGUCAAGAGGCUGCUACAUCAGUUGCUCGAAGACUCUGGCAUACCCAAUGUGCCAGCAUGGGAAAAGGCUCUGGUCCCCAUCUUGCUUCAGUGCACCGACGAUGUGACCCCCGACAUCAGAGUAGGAGACGAUAUGGACAUACGGCACUAUGUCAAGCUGAAGAAAAUCCCAGGCGGCAAACCAGGAGACACGAGCUACGUCUCAGGUGUCAUAUUCACAAAGAAUCUUGCACUCAAGAGCAUGCCCCGCCGCAUUCUGAACCCCCGCAUCGUCAUUGUCUCCUUCCCAAUAGAAUACCAGCGACACCAACAACACUUUAUGAGCCUCCAACCUGUCAUCGAACAGGAGAAAGAGUUCUUGCGAAUUGUCGUCAACCGCAUCAUCAACCUGCGCCCGCAACUGCUUCUCUGCGAAAAGUCUGUCUCCGGCGUUGCGUUGCAGUAUCUCUCUGAGGCGAACAUCGCUGUUGCUUACAAUGUUAAGCCAUCGGUUAUCGAAGCCGUAUCACGAUGCGCAGAAACGGACAUUAUCUCCUCUCUUGAUAUGCUGGCCUUACAAGUUCAGGUUGGGAGAUCUGGCGGCUUCGAAGUCAAGACCUACGUUAACAAGAAUUAUCCUGGAAAGAAAAAGACAUACAUCUUCCUAUCAGGAUGCUCUGAGAAGCUUGGUUGUACGAUUGCCCUUCGUGGUGACUCAACUGAAGUUCUGUCGAAAAUGAAGAAGAUAACAGAGUUCAUGGUCUACGUUGUCUACAACUUGAAGUUGGAGACGUGCUUGAUGAGAGACGAGUACAUCCAAUUACCGGCAGAGCCUGAGGAGUCAACCUCACUAUCAUCAUCUCUUCGCCAUAACCCAGAGGAUGGCCCUCGAUCUCUCAGCGCGUCAACUGAACUCAGAGAGACGGGAACGCAGAUUUCGAAAACCUCGCCCCCCGAGUCUGAACUUGCUACACAAACGAGUGAUGGCACGUCGUUAGUCACUGCCGAAGGGACUGUAUCGUCAGAUCAGACUGAAGAGCCUGUCCCGGAAGAACGACCUCCACUCGUAUCUCUUCAUGCCUCUCACGUUCCGCCCACGUCUCCCGAGUCUCAAGUACCAGAAGACGUGCCGAUGCCGACAUACUACAGCGACAUGGUUGCGAGAUACGAGACCAAGAUCCUCUCAGCGUCCCCAUUCGUCAAGUUUGCGCAGCCUUACUUGCUCAUGAAGGCACGAGAACAGGAGCGAAGAUUGGUCUACUUGAAGCGCCUGAGAGAUCAAGAUGUGGUUGAGGAGCAGAUUGACGCCGAAAAGUCGAAGUCACAAAAGUUUCAGCUCAUUAAGCCUGAAAUGGUUCACGCUAUUGGACAGAAGGCGCCACGCCAAGUCAUGGAAAUUCUGCAUGCUGUCCACGAUGCCGAAUAUGACAAGGCGCUGUACAAUUACCAGGUUCAGACCCGGCAAUGGGAGAACUACAUCCAGGGCAACCUUGACCUUUUCGAUCCCUAUUCUCACCAGAACAUUGUCGUUCUAUACUCAGUUAUCUGCACAGAGACGAAAAUCCCGUGCUCCGAACCCGGGCUGAUUGCGAUUGCGUUCUACGAUGAGCAUGUAGACGAAAGUGGAAGCAUGGAUCCUGACUGCACUCUCGGUCAAUACAUUGAAGACUUGUGCAUCAGCAAGGACUCGAUAUGCACAGCCAAUGGCUGCGACCGAAAGAUGACAGCGCAUCAUCGUACCUAUGUACAUGAUGAGUCCCGAGUCACUAUUUUUGUUGAGCCUGCGGCCAAAAGGCGCAAUCUAGAUGGCAUCACUAUGUGGAGCUACUGCAAAACAUGCAAGAAGGAUUCUCCUGAGAUGGGAAUGUCUGACAGCACUUGGAAAUAUUCUUUUGGCAAGUACCUUGAGCUUCUGUUCUGGAGCAGGGGCCUGCGUCUCCACGAGUUCUCUGGCUGCCCGCACGACCAUCACCGCGAUCACAUCCGGUACUUCCAUUACCGCGAUACCUGGGUGAGGAUACAUUAUGAUCCAAUCGAUCUCCUCGAAAUUGUCGUCCCUCGAGCUCGGAUUACGUGGAAGGUCGAAAAUGACCUCAAGCUCAAAAACGAGAUUUUCAACAAAAUUGAGGAACGAUGGGCACGCUUCAUAAACUCUGUCAAGUUCAGGCUGAAGAGCAUCCGCAUCGACAGCGUUUUACCCGAAAAGGCCGAUGCGUGUAAGACUGAAGUUGACAGACUCGCCAAGAAAGCGCAGGAUGACCAAGUCGCUUUGACCCGCAGACUCCAGGAAACCUACGUCAACUCCAAGUAUUACGAAGUCAUACCGUUUAAUGCGAUUGUCAGAGAGAUGCUGGAGAAGGCUGGUGAUUGGGAUGCUUCCUUCACCAAAUUCGAAACCGAUUUUCUUCCGGACAAAGACCUGCGUCAAUUAACAAUGAUUCAGCUCAAGAAAAUCUUCACGGACAAUGAGUCGAGAGAGUCUCUUCCCUCCACGGACGGGAAUUCCACCGUGGACUCCGGGGAUCCCCCAUCCCAAACUUUCUCAGAUGCUGACGAGAAGUCUUCGACCCAACCGACGGACCCAACUGAACCUAGUGAGGAAGGCGUCUCAGAGACAACUAAGAACGAGGGCGAGCCAGAAAAUGAGACUGAGGAACUGAAGGAAAAGGAACCGCUAUCAGAAACAGAGUCAACUCAAGAGCAAGACCCUGGACCAGAUUCCAAGAACCAGCCUGCUGUCGAAGACGAUAACCCUGAAUCCUCGGAAGCUAGCAAAACCAGUACGCCGGCUGAAGCUGUUUUGGACAGAGUAGAACCUCUGGACCUGGCUAGUCCAAGCUCACCAAAAGGGAAGAGUCCCUUCGCUUUUGCUGCCAUCGACGAAGCCGGGGAGACGUCAAAUGUGUCGGGGAUUGUUGAGCCAACUGCACCGGGUGUCAGACCUCCACUCACUACGACCUCUACGGGAAUUUCUCUCUCUGAAAAAGUUGAACAACUUCGACGUGAGCAACAGGUUUUAGGUCAUGAGACACCCCCAGUCAGCGAGUCCUCUGAGGCACCGAAAGCAAACCCGGAGCGAACACUGGCUCGCAGAGCUCCGAUGAUUAGAACCAUGUCACAGCCUGCACAAACACUACCGAGAUCACAAGCAAGUUUUGCCAAGUCAAUCUUGCCAAAGGACAGCGUCGGGCCGGCUGAAAACUCAAGCGAAACAUCGUUCAAAGUGGACAAGAAGCCAUUUGAUCGGCUAGCGUUGGGGAUGAAAAGCCAUAGGAAAGCCGGCCCCUCCUCAAUCCCUAGGCUGAUCACCAAAAAGAAGGAUACGCAUGUGUCGUCCCAGGUAUCUAGGAUCGCCAGGCACUUUGAACAGCUGAGUCGUGAAUUUGAGAAGGAGAGGCAGAGGGAAGACCGCAGAAAGCGCCUUGCCAAACAUCAACCUCGCGCCGGUCUGCCACGCUCAGCUACCAAGGCCAUUGUGGAGGUCUAUCACAACAUUGACAAUGCCGUCCAGGAGGCCGGACCGUCAAAUACGGAACAAAACAACGAGAUCAAGAUUCUCGAGCCGAAGACUGCGCCUGUUACCCCAGCACCUCCAGGUGUUGUGCGUACGGAACCUGAUACAAUGCCACCCGCAGGAGAGCCACAUCCGGCAACAGAAGCUCCGGCCACGUCCGAAGAGCUCCACGUCGGCGGAGAGACAGACGACACUGCGACGGUAACUGCCAGUCAUGGCGGAUCUGACGACGAAGGGCAAAGUGACAAUGAAGAGUCGAUACUAGGCGACUUACUGCCUGAUGUUAAGGAGUUGGCGGACUCUCUCGAGCCAAGUACAGAGAUUCCGUUGGAACUGCCAAAGCAUCAAAAGACUAGCUUGAUGAAGAUGCUCACAAACUUCUGGGCCGAACGAUCUGCGAGUGGCUGGCCUCAGUUGGACUACCCAGUCAACGCCAGCGAUCACAUUUUCCUCGACUCGGACGUGAUUGUAAGAGAGGACGAGCCUUCCUCCGUCAUUGCUUUUGCUCUAAGCUCUGAUGAUUACCGCACGAAGCUGGCUGAUAUUCGCCGUCAAGAGCGGAUGGCCAUACAAAAAGAUUAUGAAGCAUCGAAUCUGGACGGCAAGUCUUCUGGUAUGUCUGACACCGGCGGUGAAUUCAUGAUGGAAGAGGGCGACCUGGAGAAAAGUCUGCUCAGAGCCACGGGUACCCAUCUUAAGUACCAAUUCAAGGAAGGUUCUGCAACGAUGCUCUGCAAGAUCUUCUAUGCCGAGCAGUUCGAUGCGCUUCGCCGGAAGUGCGGUGUUGCAGACCGCAUUGUCGAGUCUCUUUCUCGCUGCUUGAAAUGGGACUCGAAGGGCGGGAAGACAAAGUCGGUGUUUCUCAAGACCCUUGACGACCGGCUAGUUCUCAAGGGCCUAUCGCCCAUUGAGACGUCGGCCUUCCUACGAUUCGCUCCGGCCUAUUUUGGCAUCAUGGCAGAAGCUCUGUUCCAUGAAUUGCCUUCCGUCAUUGCCAAAAUGCUGGGUUUCUUCCAGCUGAUUAUCAAGAACCCAGUCACUGGUGUUGAAAUUAAGCUUGAUCUUCUCCUCAUGGAAAACCUCUUCUACGAUCGUGGCCCAACCCGUCUUUUCGACUUGAAAGGUUCAAUGCGCAAUCGCAAGAUUCAGUCAACGGGCGAGCAGAAUGAAGUGCUCCUUGAUGAGAACAUGGUUGAGUUCAUCUACGAAUCACCCUUAUUCGCGCGCGAGCAUUCCAAGAAGCUUCUGAGAGCAUCUGUCUGGAACGACACCCUGUUCCUCGCAAGACAGAACGUGAUGGACUACUCGUUAAUGAUUGCCGUGGAUGAAGCUAAGAAGGAGUUGGUUGUUGGUAUCAUUGACUGUAUCCGAACGUACACGUGGGACAAGAAACUCGAGAGUUGGAUCAAAGAUCGGGGAUUUGCUGGGGGUGGCAGAAAUCGCCCGACGGUGACCAGCCCGAAGGAAUACAAGUCUCGCUUCCGAGAGGCGAUGGCCAGGUACGUGUACAUCCUCCAAGCGCCAAAUUGCUGGCAUCAAUUCGGCGUGCCCCAACUGAACAACACCAUGAGGCCGCGGUUCGAACCAGAUGCCAAGGCCGAUUGA
Messenger RNA from Colletotrichum orchidophilum, 7491 nucleotides. Its product is annotated as phosphatidylinositol-4-phosphate 5-Kinase. The transcript is spliced from 4 exons. NCBI's taxonomy places the organism in Eukaryota, Fungi, Ascomycota, Sordariomycetes, Glomerellales, Glomerellaceae. Gene Ontology annotation, molecular function: 1-phosphatidylinositol-3-phosphate 5-kinase activity; metal ion binding; ATP binding. Gene Ontology annotation, cellular component: fungal-type vacuole membrane; endosome membrane. The coding region runs from base 1 to 7491 and encodes 2496 amino acids. Gene Ontology annotation, biological process: phosphatidylinositol phosphate biosynthetic process. The record is from RefSeq and is a predicted model, not a curated record.